AUGUGGGUGGAGAUCUUCAUCUUAAUGAGGGAGAUACUCCAAUAUCCCCUCGUGAGGCGUGAUUUUUUUAAUAAACUUACUGGUGUUAUUCGACAAACUCUCGAACAACACAAAAGGGAUAGUGAUAAGGGUAAAGAGAAAGCCACCAGAGAGUCUUCAAGAGAGAAAGCGAAACGUCCCUCAUUCAAAACUUUCAAGAGUAAUGGUGCUACAGAGUUUUCAGACAAGGCUAACUAUGCUUCUGCAAUGCUCAUUGGAGAAGCCUUAGUUUGGUGGGAAGCGACAUUUGAAGCUCUUAACGAGUAUGACCAGGAGAAUUUAUCUUGGGAGAUGUUUAAAAUCCGCUUUCUAGGAAAAUAUUGUUCUCUAGAUAUGAGGAGAAGAUUGGAGAAGGAGUUCCUCGAACUUAAGCAGGGAGGAAUGACUGUGACCGAAUAUGAAACUCAAUUCAAUCAAAGGGCACGGUUUGCUGCGAAGUAUAUCCCAACUGAAGACGAUAAAAGCCAGUUAUUCAUGGAAGGGUUACGGUAUGAAAUCCGUGAUUUUGUGAUCAACCGGGAUAUUCUAUCAUUCGAUAAAGCUGUUGAGUAUGUCCGAAAGCGCGAGCAUGACUUAGAGAUACGUGGUGCCACUCUUUCUGUCCCGAAGCAUCUACGUGUUGAUCGAACUGUUUCUGUUUCAACUAUUCCAUCGGCUCAAUCUGAUCCUAGCACAAAAGUACAAUCUCAGAGCGCCUUUCGUGGUCGCAGUCGGCCACAAUCUUUUUCUCUUCAGUCGAGAGCUCCACCACCGUGCCAGAAAUGUGGAAAGAGCCACCAGGGUCAAUGCAGGGUAGGAAAAGGACCGGUUAUUUGCUAUGCAUGCGGAGAAACAGGUCAUAUGAAGCCCGUUUGCCCGAUGAGGAAUGUUACAUGUUAUGCUUGCGGUGUUACUGGCCAUAGAAAGCGUUUUUGCCCAACUCUUACCAGCCAAAUGGUAGGAAGCCAAGCUUCCGUUCAACAACCGGUGGGUACUUCAACCCAAAAGGAGGAGGUGCCAAAGGCUAAAGGUCGUGCAUUCCAGAUUACCCCAGAGGAGGCACACGAGGACCCGAAUGUUGUGACUGAUUCUUUUGUGUCUCGUGAAUUUGCGCUAUCUUUUCAAAUUGCUUGCUAUGCACUCGCCCAACCAUUUCAUGUAGAUACCGCGGGAAGUGUAUCAUUACUUGUUGAUAAAGUCUAUAGAGAUUGUGUCAUAGAAAUUGAAGGUUAUAAUUUUCUUGCCAAUUUGAUUCCUAUCUCCCUACCCAACUUUGAUAUCAUUCUCGGCAUGGACUAG
Lactuca sativa (garden lettuce) is the source of this 1317-nucleotide messenger RNA. Lineage: Eukaryota; Viridiplantae; Streptophyta; Magnoliopsida; Asterales; Asteraceae. The record is from RefSeq and is a predicted model, not a curated record.